CGCGUAAAGGCAAGGAACGAAGGGGGAGACGACUUCCGCCCACACACCACUUUUUCCUCCUUUUAGAUCAGUCUGCCCACAUUAAAUAUGGCCACGAGAAGCGGCGCAGACGCCGGCCUUACUGCGCACGCGCGAAAUGCCAAGCGCCCAUCAGUACAUUGCCCGGCGGACCGGCACUGCGCAUGCGCAGCAGAUAUGAGCUGCUUUCCCAAUGUUUUCUGCUUAGGAGGCUAAAGCACUGGAGCGAGCAUCACAUUGGCUGCCAUGUUGGAGGAUCCUGAUCUCUGUCCGUUGGACCCGGCAAUCCUCCCCCAGCAGGUCUCAGUCCGGGCCCUGGUGACCUUCCAUGAUGUGUCGGCCUGCUUCUCGGUUGAGGAGUGGGGUGCUCUGGAGGACUGGCAGAAGGAGCUGUACAAGAAUGUGAUGAGGGAGAUUCACGCUGCCCUGCUGUCUAUGGGAUACUCCAUCAUGAACCCAGAGCAGCUGCUGAGAGUGGAGGGGCUGAAAGGGUCUUCACCGGCCAGAGGGAAGAUUCCAGAACACAAGAAGCAUAAUGUCAUCACAGCCGGAGCCCCGAUGUUUAACCCUGACAUCUCCCUAUGGAUCCGUGAGGUGGUGGAGGAGGACGUGACCCAAUCGGAGAAGCCCGAGCAGUCAGCGCUGUGGGAGAGUCCCAGCCCAGAGAUCCCCAUCCUGAAGCCGGAUAUCUGUCUGAGAAUAAAGCCGGAUGAGCUGGUCUUUGAGGCUCGUCCGGAUCCGGAGCCCGGGGAUACCGACAACGAGGCUGGAUCGGGCAUCUCCGUCACCAUAGAGAGCGACGCCGAACCUUUCUGGCUGAACGUCCAGGAGGCGGAUACAGAUAACGAGGAGAUGCUGAGCGAGCACCAUAUGGAUAAUGGGUUCUUAAGCAGUCCCGCUGAAGACCAUCUGUCAGACCUUCAACACAACGGCCUGUCCCUGGAAAAUGGCUCUUUUGAGGAAUGGGAUAACCCAUCCCCCAUUCGCCUUCCACGCCCCAGAAAAUGCCAGUCCAUAUUCAGGAUCGGUCAGCCCAUUUCCGAGCAGGCGUACGACUUCAACGAGCCGUCAAGCCCCACGCAGAUGCGACCGUUCCAGUGCUCACAGUGCCAGCAGAGCUUCAGCGAGAGUGAGACCCUCCUCUUGCAUCAGACUGUCCAUGCCACUUGGAACUGCGACACACAGGAAGUUCGGGGAGAUGAGUACAUUGUCCCCGCCGAUUCGUCUUCCGCCAUUAUCCGAAGCUGCCCUGCACCAUACCUGUGCGGGGACUGCGGCAAAGGUUUCAAUAGCUCCUACAAGCUGAAGAUCCACCAGAGAAUUCACACGGGGGAACGCCCUUACAAGUGCCUCGUAUGCGAGAAGCGCUUCCACAAGAGUGCCCACCUGAAGGUCCACCACCGUACCCACACAGGAGAACGGCCUUAUGGCUGCCAGGUGUGCAACAAGAGGUUUACCAAAUCCUACCAUCUGAAGGUCCACCUCCGGACCCAUACCGGGGAACGCCCUUACCAGUGCCCCAUUUGCCACAAAACCUUCAGCGUCAACUCGCACCUGACUGUCCACAUAAGAACUCACUCGGGUGAAAAGCCUUUUGUCUGCUUCGAAUGCGGCAAGAGCUUUCGGCAAAAGACCAGCCUUCUCAGCCACCAGAAGUCCCACCAGCGCUUAGUAGAGCGGCGGAAGCUGACGUGGAAGACUUUGUGGCCGGAGAAAUGAAAUUACCUCUAGAGAUUCUAGGGCAGCACUUAACUCUUAUAAGAGAGGUUACUCACUGGGAAGAAGCAGUUUUACUUCUUGAGGAACAUUUAACGAUGGCAUUACUAAUAAUCUCCGUGCCAAUGACGGAUUGUUGCCAGUUUCAGGAGUAGUAUUGCUAAGAGUGGAUCCAGGAAACACUAACUUCAAGGCCUACUUGGGCUCUUUGUAACAUCCUUAAGGUGUUGUGUACAAUCCUAACUU
This is a messenger RNA of Rana temporaria (common frog), 1980 nucleotides long. RefSeq names its product zinc finger protein 717-like. Gene Ontology annotation, biological process: regulation of transcription by RNA polymerase II. The record is from RefSeq and is a predicted model, not a curated record. The coding region runs from base 265 to 1737 and encodes 490 amino acids. Gene Ontology annotation, molecular function: DNA-binding transcription factor activity; RNA polymerase II cis-regulatory region sequence-specific DNA binding. Lineage: Eukaryota; Metazoa; Chordata; Amphibia; Anura; Ranidae. The transcript has 8 exons.